GUGCUCACUAACAAACAAAAAAAAAUCAGCUAAUUAGUAUAUGUGAGAUGCAUGAACCCAUGUACGUAAUGUAAGCAUUGAUGCAUAAGUGUGAAUGUAUAUGUGUGUAUAGGUAAGAGAGAAGAAGAAAUAAUGGUGGUGACAGGAGUAUAGAGAGCACAAAAGAGUAGACAUGCAGGCUCUCUCUCUCUCUCUUUUGAAUUGGUUUUACUUUUUAUUAUCAUCCACAGGCGGUGUGAUGAUACGAUACAUACAUAUGUACUUGCAUGUCAUCCUUAGAGCAUCAUUAUCCCUGUCUCUUAGACAGGUUUCUUAGUGUAUUUAAGAUUUAAAAAAAAAAAAAAUUGUAAUAACUAUAGAAGACGUCUCUUAAUUAAGCAAUGGAAGAGACGUCUCUUCUCUUCCUCUCUUUGUCUUCCUCUCUUGGCCUUCCUCUCUGUCUAUCUUUGGUCUUUAUAAACAACGGUGAACCGGUUUGCGAAUCAGCCAUCCAGGUUCAGUACAUCGACGAGGUCUGGUCUGACAAGAACCCUAUCCUCCCUUCUGAUCCUUACCGGAGGGCUUUGACGGGGUUUGUGCAUAAACUAUAGAACGUGAUUUGUUCCUUUGACGGUGGCAGUGGGAUAGAGAAAGUUCCAUCACCAGAGCCAUCAACGGUAUCAGUGGGAUAGAGAAAGUUCCUUUGACGGUGGCUCUAGUUUCUUCCUUUUUAAUCGGGAAGUUUGGUAGUGGUGGUGAUACUCUAGUUGCAAUGACAAAGAAGAAAACACCACAGAUUCUCAAGACAGAUACGACACUAAAACUUUGGGUUGCCAACAUGUCUAUGCCUGCAGAGGAUGAUCCUAUUGAGGCUCAACAAGAAGCUCGACCACCCAGGUCAUUUGGGGCCAAGGAUGAGAUAUUCUGCUUGUUUCAAGGCUCACUUGACAACCUAGGAAGCUUGAAGCAGCAAUAUGGGCUUGCCAAGAAUGCAAACGAGGUUCUCUUGGUCAUCGAGGCUUACAAGACUCUCCGUGACAGAGCUCCUUACCCGGCUAACCACGUUGUGUCACACCUAAGUGGCGAUUUCGCUUUUGUGGUGUUUGAUAAAUCAACCUCCGCUCUGUUUGUAGCCUAUGUAAGUUCUUUUUAACCCUUUUUUUUAUUGUGAGGUAGAUUGAAUUCUUUUUACAUGUUGAUUUUGCAUUUCUUCUACAUGUUGAUUUUGCAUUUCCUUUUUUUAUUUCAAAAUAAAUUUGUAAUUUUAAUAAAAAAAUUUUAAAAACUCUUAAAUAAGAAACUUGCAAUAGAGGACAUAAA
Molecule: messenger RNA, 1299 nt
Organism: Brassica napus (rape)
Lineage: Eukaryota; Viridiplantae; Streptophyta; Magnoliopsida; Brassicales; Brassicaceae
Product: stem-specific protein TSJT1-like
Exons: 4
Coding region: 752-1132 (126 amino acids)
Source: RefSeq, a predicted model, not a curated record